Molecule: messenger RNA, 228 nt
Organism: Penicillium mononematosum
Lineage: Eukaryota; Fungi; Ascomycota; Eurotiomycetes; Eurotiales; Aspergillaceae
Exons: 1
Coding region: 1-228 (75 amino acids)
Source: RefSeq, a predicted model, not a curated record
AUGGCUGGCCUGUUAUUGAUGAAGGUUGCCAGCUCGGUUGGCGUCGUUGGAUUACCGAAUAGUUCUUCGCUUAAUAGUUUCAACUGUGGCGCCCCCGCCCCCGACCUCGUCUCUCGAUCCUCGAUUGGUCUAAUUAUCCCUACCAUUGGUGGAACUCGUCCGAUGCGCGAGGAAAUUAGCCUGGCGCUAAGGAAUCCGGAUCCCGAGUUGACGAAUCCACUCGGGUAA